This is a messenger RNA of Vicia villosa (hairy vetch), 2946 nucleotides long. RefSeq names its product chaperone protein dnaJ 10. The record is from RefSeq and is a predicted model, not a curated record. The coding region runs from base 1497 to 2633 and encodes 378 amino acids. NCBI's taxonomy places the organism in Eukaryota, Viridiplantae, Streptophyta, Magnoliopsida, Fabales, Fabaceae. The transcript is spliced from 10 exons.
GUAGCUGUAACUCAAAAGUGGCGCCUAUAUUUGGACAUGGUCUGAUGAAAACCUCCACCACUUUAUAAUAAUUUCUAUACAUAAUUGAAAUGUAACCAAAUACAGUAAUGUCCACUCUACACGCAAGUAUCAACACAGUCCAGGGAAAAUAUAGAGGAUGCUGUGCAAGUGUAACAAGGGAUUUGUUAAAAGCAAACUCCUAGGUCUUUUGAAAAAUUAUCCUCUAAUGCGAACUGUUCUAAUAGAAGAGAUAGGCACAGUUACUUGAAAUGAAAAUAUUUCUUAAAUAAAAGUAAAAUUGUGCAUAUUCCAUUUUCAAGUGUGUUAACAAAAAAAUAGCUUUAUGUUUUGAGCUGGAAACAUAAACAAAAAGAAAAAAAAAAUGGGUUUAGAACCCCUCCAGAACUAUCUCGUUUAAAUUCUUGUGCCUUUCACUCUCUAUCAUUUUUCUCGCCUUUUCUAUUUAUUAUAUUUUUUCUAUUUGGUUUAUUUGAAAGGAUGGAUGGAGAGAAUCCAAUGUGUAAAAAAAAGUUAUUUAAUUUAGGGAAUUUCUUAAUACAUCUUAGUGGUAGUGAUGGAAAAAUACUCUAUGAAAAUUUGAAAAUGUCUUUUAAAUUUCAGACACAUCUCAUAUAUGCACAUCUCAUAUAUGCAUUGAUGCAUUGAAGUAAGCUCCAAUUUUAUGGUUAAAAUUAUUUUGAAAAUGUAUUUUCGAAGGGUACUUCAGAAAUGCAUUCUUGAACUUGUUGAGUAAAUAACUUAUUUGAAAAAAAAAUUGGAACUUGCUAAGUAAAUAACUUAUUUGAAAAAAAAAGUAAGAAAGAGAGAGAAUUACAUAUUUCAAUGGUCUAGUAGGAGAUAACACUUAUGUUUGUUAAAUAAAAUUUCGUCUGGAAAGUAUUUUUGGGGACAUUUCAGAAAUACAUUUUCAAAAUAAAUUUAAUCACAAAAUUAGAGCUUGUUUCAUUAACAAUUGAAUUGUGUGUAUUUGAAACAUGUCUAAAAACAUAUUUUAAAAAUCUAGAGAAAUUAUUGUAUUUUCACAUGAUAUGCUAAAAAUAUUUAAAGUGCAUUAAAAACUUCCUAUUAAUUUAUUCUAUAAAAAGCAAUUAUAAACAAACACGACACACCCCAUUUCCAAAAAAGCCCAAAAAAAAAGAGGAACCAAGAAAAAGUACCCUCAUAGUACACCUAAGGAUGGAACCCAAGGCCCACUGACAGCUCCAAAAGUGAUUCUCUUUUUUCCAACUUUUUGACAAAUGAAUAAGAAAAUAGGAAUAUGAUGAUAAAAGAACUUAAAAAACAGUUAUCUCCCGCGAAAAAGCACUUGCCGUGAUCAUGAAAUCAUAGUAUACACAUUUACAACUAACUGUAAAGCCUACACCUCCUCGUGACUCGUCACUCAUUCACUCGCUCAUUUCCCUUUCUCAUUCUUUCUUUUCUUUCUUUCUCUCUCUUUCUCUUCUCUCUCUUCCUUCCCCAAGCUUCCAUCGAUAAUGGUGAAGGAAACAGAGUAUUACGAUAUCCUCGGAGUCUCUCCUUCUGCUUCCGAUGAUCAAAUUCGCAAGGCUUAUUAUCAAAAGGCAAAGCAAGUUCAUCCUGAUAGAAACCAAAACGAUCCUAAUGCUGCACACAAAUUCCAGAUUUUGGGCGAAGCGUAUCAGGUUUUGAGUGAUCCGGUACAGAGGAAGGGGUAUGAUCAAAAUGGAAAGCAUUCUGUAUCUAGAGAAACUAUGCUUGACCCCAUGGCCGUCUUCGCCCUGCUUUUUGGAAGUGAAUUGUUUGAAGACUACGUUGGGCAUCUAGCUGUUGCAUCAAUGGCUUCUUCUGAACUAGCUGAUGAAAGUGAGGAUUUGCAGGAAAAGCUUAAGGCUGUCCAGAAAGAAAGGGAAGAAAAGCUAGCAAGAUUUUUGAAAGAUUAUCUCAGCCAAUAUGUCCGCGGUGACCAAAAAGGUUUCUUGCAGCGCGCUGAAUCUGAAGCACAACGGCUUUCUCAUGCAGCUUUUGGAGUUGACAUGUUACAUACCAUAGGCUAUAUAUACUCAAGACAAGCAGCUCAAGAACUAGGGAAAAAGGCCCUUUAUCUUGGAGUGCCAUUUCUGGCUGAAUGGGUUCGCAAUAAAGGACACUUUUGGAAAUCACAGUUAACAGCUGCUAAAGGUGCUUUUCAGUUGCUCCAACUUCAAGAAGAACUCAGCAGGCAAUUUAAAACGGAUGGUAGUUGCUCUGAGAAUGUUGACUCCCAUAUUCGUCUUAAUAAGGAUACUUUGUUGAAUUCACUGUGGAAGUUAAAUGUAGUGGACAUAGAAGUAACCCUUGCACACGUGUGUCAAAUGGUGCUAAAGGAAAAUAAUGUUCGGAAAGAGGAACUUAAAGUUCGAGCUACCGCUCUUAAAAUUCUUGGGAAGAUAUUUCAGGAAAAGAAUGCAAAAGGAGAAACACUGAAGAAGAAACACGCUGUUGAUUCUGAUGACGAAGGAAGCAGCUCUGAUUCAUCAGACGAUGAAUCAUCACAUAGAGCACUUACCUAUCGAACUCCUUUUUUCACUCAGGGUAUUGGUAGGCUCUUCAAAUGUCUUUGUAAUCCAGCAUUUGAUGUGGAUGAUGAAGAGAUAGUUUACAAAAGCAAAUAAUCCAUAUGCCUAUGGAAUACAAAACCAAAAUUUAGCCCUUGUCAAUAUUUCGUUGGAUGAUAUUACUGAAAGAAAUUGAGCAUAGUUUUGUGAAGACAAUGGUGCAAACCAUUAAUAUUUUGUUGUUUGUUGUAAUUACCUUGUCAUCAAAUUACAUGGGCAUACUAUACAUAACAUUUAAUCAAAUGUUAAUGCACUUGACUACAGCACAUGGCAAACUAUGUAAUCGACUAGCCAUGGUGAAAAUCUCUCUGUAUGAAUGUACUACAGGUGGCUCUAGAAUUUAAGAACCUGGAAAUUAAAAAUUGAAAUC